AUGAGUGUGUGGCCCAGGCAGCAGGGAGGAGAGCAUGGGCUCAGUCUUCACUCAUCUCUGAGGAAUAUUUCCUUUAACAACACUGCUAGGGACCAGGUGGUUUUGGACAAGGAAAAGAAUCCUGUGGCUAAAUAUGAUAUCUUGAACUUUGGGGUGUUGUCUAAUUAUGAUGAAGUUCUGGUCAAAGUGGGGCAGUUUGACCCCCAUGCCCCACUUGGUGAAGAUUUCACCAAUUGUGAGAAGGAGUUGUAUCGCAACUGGCUUGAUUUGAAGAUCCUCCAGGCUGUGUGCACUGAGCACUGUGUCUCUGGAUUCAGGAAAAUUGCCCAGGAGGGACAGCCUAUCUGCUGCUUUGACUGUGCCCAGUGCUCAGAGGGAGAGAUUUCCAACCAGAGGGAUACGGACAAUUGUGUGAAGUGCCCAGAAGAUCAAUAUCAACAAGAAGACCAGUGCCUCCCAAAGGUAGUGACCUUCCUCAGUGUCCAAGAACCUUUGGGAUGGACUCUGACCUGCAUGGCUCUCUCCUUGUCUCUCCUCACAGUGCUGAUCCUCAUUAUCUUUGUGAAGCAUCAAGAUACUCCCAUUGUCAAGGCCAACAACCAGGUUCUCAGCUACACACUUCUCAUCUCUCUCAUCUUUUGCUUCCUCUGUUCUUUGCUUUUCAUUGGCCAUCCUACCACAGCAACCUGCCUUCUUCAGCAAACAAUAUUUGGAGUCGUUUUCACAGUGGCAGUUUCUUCUAUUUUGGCCAAAACCAUCACGGUGGUUCUGGCUUUUAAGGUCACAAGACCAGGAAGCAGGUUGAAGAUGUGGGUGCAGCCUAAGGUGUCCAAUUCUCUAGUCUUCCUCUGCUCUGUGAUCCAAGUGAUUCUCUGUGGGAUCUGGCUGGGGACCUCACCUCCCUUCUUAGGUACAGACAUUCACUCUGGACCUGGCCACAUCAUCACUGAGUGUAAGGAGGGCUCUGUCAUUGCCUUCUACUGUGUCCUGGGCUACACUGGCAUCCUAGCCCUGGGCAGCUUCAUAAUGGCUUUCCUGGUCAGGAACCUUCCUGACACCUUUAAUGAAGCCAAGUUCAUCACCUUUAGCAUGCUGGUCUUCUGCAGUGUGUGGGUCUCUUUCCUCCCCACAUACCAGAGUUCCAAGGGGAAGGCCAUGGUGGCCAUGAAGGUCUUUGCCAUCUUGGCCUCCAGUGCUGGGUUACUGAGUUGCAUCUUUAUUCCCAAGUGCUAUGUGAUCCUGCUAAGGCCAGAAAGGAACGCACUAGAAAGGUUAAAGAAUAAAGCAGGUUCUAGAGCCAGGAACUUUGCCCCAGAGGCUCUUCCAGGGGCAUGA
This is a messenger RNA of Vombatus ursinus (common wombat), 1335 nucleotides long. RefSeq names its product vomeronasal type-2 receptor 116-like. Lineage: Eukaryota; Metazoa; Chordata; Mammalia; Diprotodontia; Vombatidae. Gene Ontology annotation, cellular component: membrane. Gene Ontology annotation, biological process: G protein-coupled receptor signaling pathway. Gene Ontology annotation, molecular function: G protein-coupled receptor activity. The record is from RefSeq and is a predicted model, not a curated record.